UAACCUUAUAUUUCCCAACCGCACAAACAAAAGGUUUAGCUUCUCUAAAGAUCAAGAAUCAAGAAAAAUCCGUAGCUAGAAUCUAAACAUCGAUAAAAUGGAUAUGUUUCCUCAAUUGAUGGAAGGCUCUUCGGCUUACUCAGAUAGCACAAACCUCAGCAUCAUCGCAAACAUCUCCUCCUCCUCCGUCACCGAAGCCACCGCUGCACAACCACCGUCAUCCUCCUCUCCAUCAGCAAACUCGAGCCGUUACGAGAACCAGAAGAGGAGAGACUGGAACACGUUCGGACAAUACUUAAGAAACCACCGUCCACCGCUUUCCCUUUCCCGAUGCAGCGGAGCUCACGUGCUCGAGUUUCUCCGUUACUUGGACCAAUUCGGUAAGACAAAAGUCCACACGACCGUUUGUCACUUCUACGGCCAUCCUAAUCCUCCGGCACCGUGUCCUUGUCCUCUCCGACAAGCUUGGGGAAGUCUCGACGCUCUCAUCGGUCGUCUUCGAGCUGCUUUCGAAGAAAACGGAGGCAAGCCUGAGACUAAUCCAUUUGGAGCUCGUGCCGUUAGGCUUUAUCUAAGGGAAGUUAGAGAUAUGCAAAGCAAAGCUAGAGGUGUUAGCUACGAGAAGAAGAAGCGAAAGCGUCCGGUUCCUCAGUUGUCGGCCUCUUCUUCCUCCGCCGUAGCUAGCCACCAGCAGUUUCAAAUGUUACCGGGUACUAGUUCUACUACUCAAAUAUCAAAGUUUGAGAAGUAACUAUAUAUAUCUAGUUAAGAGAAAUCAAAUUUGAAUAUUUUAUGUAAUCUGAAAUAUGACUUGGUCUGUUUCUUAAUUUUAUGUUG
This is a messenger RNA of Brassica oleracea var. oleracea, 837 nucleotides long. RefSeq names its product protein LIGHT-DEPENDENT SHORT HYPOCOTYLS 3. Lineage: Eukaryota; Viridiplantae; Streptophyta; Magnoliopsida; Brassicales; Brassicaceae. The record is from RefSeq and is a predicted model, not a curated record. Gene Ontology annotation, cellular component: nucleus. The coding region runs from base 98 to 751 and encodes 217 amino acids. The transcript has a single exon. Gene Ontology annotation, biological process: response to light stimulus; mRNA transcription.